Lycium barbarum (goji berry) is the source of this 2142-nucleotide messenger RNA. RefSeq lists its product as uncharacterized. Gene Ontology annotation, biological process: cortical microtubule organization. Lineage: Eukaryota; Viridiplantae; Streptophyta; Magnoliopsida; Solanales; Solanaceae. The record is from RefSeq and is a predicted model, not a curated record. Gene Ontology annotation, cellular component: cortical microtubule. Bases 257 to 1966 code for a protein of 569 amino acids. The transcript is spliced from 5 exons.
AUAAAAAGGGAAUUAGGGAAUAAAAAGGGAAUUAGGGAAGGAGGAAGAAAGGGGAGGGAACACACCGACCCUCUCUCUUACCUGUCUUUGUGUCAGUUUUUUAACUAUUCCUAACAUCCCUUCUUCUUCUUCUUCUUCUUCUUCUAUUCUCCCAUUCUCCACCAUUCUUCUCUCUCUCUCACUGUUAAUUAACUCCAGACAGAUCUGUUCUGAGCUUUGCAUAAUGCUGGUCGAAUAUACGUAGUGGAAAUAAUUAAUGAUGAAUCGGAGUUUCAGAGAUUCCAUGAUCAGCAGUGGGAGGAAUUUCCCUAUCUCAUCGCAACACCGACGAGGACUUAGUCUUAACGGAGCUUCUAGAGAGCCUGUUGACGAUAACUUGGAUCUCUUCUCCAAAAGUCGCCGUAGUGUUUCUGUUGUCUCCUCCGAUGAGUCUGACGUUCCUGUUAAGCUGGGAAGGCUUUCAAUUGGAUCAGUUAAGCAAUUAAAGAGUGGAUUAGAGGAUCUGCUGGCAUCUACUGAAGGAGAGAAACAUGAUUAUGAUUGGCUCCUCACUCCUCCAGGAACUCCUCUUGUUCCUUCAUCAGAUGGAAGUGAAUCAAAACCAGCUUCAGUGGCUCCAAGAGGCAGCUCAUUGGGCAGAUCUGCCUCCACUACUAAGGCUUCAAGGCUUUCAGUGUCUCAUUCAGAGAGCAAUACUCCUGCAAGACCAACUCGGAGUAAUUCUGUGACUCGACCUUCCAUUUCUAGCUCACAGUAUAGUACUUGCUCAAAUAAAUCAGGCUCUAUUCUAAACACAAGCUCUGCAUCAGUCUCCUCCUAUAUUAGACCGUCUACGCCAACUAGCCGUUCGUCUUCUUCAACCAGACCUUCCACCCCUACCUCCCGUACAACAGUGUCCAGACCUUCAACUCCGUCGAAAGCCCGCCAAGCCCCAAUUACUUCUAGGCCAACCCAGAACUCGAGACCUUCUACUCCAACUUCCCGGCCCCAAAUAUCAGGGAGCUCAAGUACCCCUGCUGCCCGGUCUACUUCAAGGCCUUCAACGCCUACUCGUCGGGCCAUAACACCUUCAUUAUCUCCAGCAUCUAGACCUUCAACUCCAGCAGGGCGCUCUCUCACCAAUGGACGACCUGCAGCUUCUGUUUCUCGUCCAAGCUCCCCUAGUCCCCAAGUUCGGCGACCAUCACAGCCAAUAGUUCCCCCAGAUUUUUCACUUGAAACACCACCAAACCUACGCACAACUCUGCCAGAUAGACCUCUGUCUGCUGGAAGAUCCAGGUCAAAUUCUUCUGUCACUACCAAGGGCAAUGCAGAAACCCCAAGUGUGGCAAAUCCUCGGAGACAGUCAUCGCCGAUUGUUAGCAGGGGAAGACUAACAGAACCCUCUAGUAGAGGACGAGUGCUUGGUGGUGGGCAGCUAAGUGAUAUUUCUGAUUCCCGCAGGGCUUUACAUGUCUCAGAGUUGUCUACAAGGAGGCCUGUAAAGACUGCUACUGACAGUAUGGGACUUGGAAGGACAAUUUCUAAGAAAUCUCUUGAUGUGGCAAUCAAGCAUAUGGAUAUUAGAAACGGCCUUAAUGGUGUUCGUCCAAUUUCCGGUUCAACCCUCUUUCCUCACAGUAUUCGAUCCACAAAUGGGAAAGGCCAGCCUUCUCAUGGUUCUAGUGCGGCAUCCUCUAUCAAUGAGAAUGCAUCUUACCACUACAAUGGUAAUCUUCCAGAAAAUGGUAAUUACCUUAAUAGAUCAUCUGAGAACGGGAGUGAAGAGGCCAAGUCUCAACAUUCAGCAAAACUGACAGAUAUUGAUAUUUAUGAGAGUUCUCGUUACGAUGCGCUUCUGCUGAAAGAGGACUUGAAGAACACGAAUUGGUUGCACAGUAUCGAUGACAAGUCGGACCAUGAAACCAUAUUUGAUAACGGGUUCGAGUCGCUGCCUGAACCUUUUAGCCCUUUGCAACAUUUGUGAAGUGAUUUUCCUUUCUGUUAUUACUAAUUUUUCCUUUUUGAGUUUCUAUUUGUUACUAAAAUCAUUUGUUUGCAAAAGAAGAUAAGAAGAGAUGGAAUGUGGCAAAUUAGCCCAUCAGGACUGUGAAAGGCAACCUACUAUAUCUAUUUUGUUUCCAUUAUUAUGCACAACCAAAA